GUUUUCAGUUCUCUCCGUUCCGCGAUCUCCCGGCAUGGCUCGGCGCCGGAGUUUUCGACGGUCUUCCAGAUCCGUCUCCAGUUGGCGAUAUCGGAGACCCCACUUCGAUAGCCGGGCAAGAUCGAUUGAGCCUCGCAAUCGCUCGCGAGAUGAGCGAAGUCGCAGUGAGGUGAUCUUGAGAGGUCGAUCUGAAUUUGACCGAUCACGUUCACGAUCUGAUCGGCAUCACAGGUGGGAACGAGUUCCGCUGAGCCCGUCGCCGUACAGGAGAGCUCCGGCAGCUGAGGCUUCUUCAAGGAGAACACCGUCGCCUUCAGCUAGACGUUACACUCCAGAGAGACCUCCCAAAGAUUUGGAGGCCUCAGAAAAGAGAAGACGAAGAGUGAGGCGGAAGCCAGGUCGAGAAGAUCCGAGAAGCCCUCCAGCAUGGUCAGAGAGGCAAAGCUCUCCUUGUCAGGCUUGUGAAACCGCAAAGCCGCGGCGUACCAAAGUUGCAGAUGCUGAUGUUGAAAGCCGCAAUGGUCGUAGCGCCAGGCAUGAUGAUUCACACAGUUCGGACACAGGUGCAGGACCUCCCGGAGAGUGGAGGUGCAGCAGCAAAUCCAAGGACCUCUAUCGUUCAAGACGCAGGUCUGGACAGUACAUGCAGAUGGCUCAACAGGCCGCUAUGAUGCGUUUCAUGCAUCCUGGAUACAUGGCCAUGAUGCAGCAGCAGAUGUGGAUGCCUCAUUUGAUGGGCGUGCCGUGGGCAUCUGUUCCCAAGAAAGCAUCGCGCAAAGGGUCUUCGAGCUAUAGCAGCGAUUCCAGCGAGAGAUCAGGAACCAGGUGGCCAGCUGCGGCGCCGCAACAUCUACCUGGUCCAGAUGUAGAGGCUUUCUUGGGCCAGGAUGUGGAGGCUGAGGUGGCGGAUCGAUUUCGAGCGAUGCCACCCCAUUUACAGCAGGAGGUCAUGCGGCGAGGGCCAUUGGAUGCCAGGAGUCCAACUUCCAUGUUGCUAAGCCGCAUGAAGCAGGCCGUCGAGGCGGAUCGUCAUGGUCAGCUGCGAGGUCCCGGAGAUGGUGGGCUUCGGCCCAUCAAGCAGUCGGCAAAGAAUGCGAUCGAGGCGCUCAUUUCAGACUUCAACCUGAACCCUAGCUGUGCUUGGAUGUUGCGGUCUUUGACUCCAGACAAGCAGAAAUUGGCUGCUAAGAUCGACCCAUCUGGCCAAGAUGAUGCGUCAGGGUACGUGGCUGAAGAAUUAAAAAAGAUCGUCUGAGGUUUCACUUUAGCC
Molecule: messenger RNA, 1270 nt
Organism: Durusdinium trenchii
Lineage: Eukaryota; Dinophyceae; Suessiales; Symbiodiniaceae
Source: the annotation of a GenBank genome assembly